UUUGUCACCACCCAGGCUCCCUAGCCUUUGGCUGGGUGCAACUUCCAUUUUAGGUGUUGGAUCUGAGAGAAAAAAAAGAGGGGAGAGAGAAAGAAGAGCAGGAAAGAUUCUGAAAGGAGGAAGAGGUGGCGAAAAAUCUACUGCCUUGUUGGAUUUGUCUUUCUCAGCACUGUGACGAAGCCGUGGGUUUCUUUCUUAAAGGAUUGGUUUUUAGAAGUCCACAUUUGAGCUCUCUCCUUCCUGCUUCCUCCUUGCUGUGGUGGCUGGGAUGCUUCUCCCAUGAUUUUUUGAAUCUAGACUGGGCUGUUCUGUGUUAAACCAAUCAAUUGCGACCUCUCAACAGUGUGAAGUGAGGGGGGCCUUCUCCCUCCUUCCUCUUCUCUUUGUGAUCCACCUUGCUUUUAACCCUGCCCCGUGGCGGCUCCGCCCCUUACCUUCAUGGACGACUCAGAGGUGGAGUCGACCGCCAGCAUCUUGGCCUCUGUGAAGGAACAAGAGGCCCAGUUUGAGAAGCUGACCCGGGCGCUGGAGGAGGAGCGGCGCCACGUCUCGGCGCAACUGGAACGCGUCCGGGUCUCACCACAAGAUGCCAACCCACUCAUGGUCAACGGCACCCUCACGCGCCGGCAUCAGAACGGCCGGUUUGUGAGCGAUGCUGACCUUGAGCGACAGAAGUUUUCAGAUCUGAAAAUCAACGGACCCCAGGAUCACAGUCACCUUCUGUAUAGCACCAUCCCUAGGAUGCAGGAGCCAGGGCAGAUCGUGGAGACCUACACGGAGGAGGACCCUGAGGGAGCCAUGUCUGUUGUCUCUGUGGAGACCUCGGAUGAUGGAACCACUCGGCGCACAGAGACCACAGUCAAGAAAGUAGUGAAGACCGUGACAACACGGACAGUACAGCCAGUCCCUGUGGGACCAGAUGGACUGCCUGUGGAUGCCUCCUCUGUUUCUAACAACUAUAUCCAGACUCUGGGCCGCGAUUUCCGCAAGAACGGCAAUGGGGGGCCUGGUCCCUAUGUGGGGCAGGCAGGCACUGCUACCCUUCCCAGGAACUUUCACUACCCUCCUGAUGGAUAUAGCCGCCACUAUGAAGAUGGUUAUCCAAGUAGCAGUGACAACUAUGGCAGUUUGUCCCGAGUGACCCGCAUCGAGGAGCGGUACAGGCCCAGCAUGGAAGGUUACCGGGCACCUAGUAGACAGGAUGUGUAUGGGCCCCAGCCCCAGGUUCGGGUCGGUGGGAGCAGUGUCGAUCUGCAUCGCUUUCACCCAGAGCCUUAUGGGCUAGAGGAUGACCAGCGUAGCAUGGGCUAUGAUGACCUGGAUUAUGGCAUGAUGUCUGAUUAUGGCACUGCCCGGCGGACUGGGACACCCUCUGACCCUCGCCGGCGCCUCAGGAGCUAUGAAGACAUGAUUGGUGAGGAGGUGCCAUCGGACCAGUAUUAUUGGGCUCCUUUGGCCCAGCACGAACGGGGAAGCUUAGCGAGCUUGGAUAGCCUGCGCAAGGGAGGGCCUCCACCCCCGAAUUGGAGACAGCCAGAGCUUCCAGAAGUGAUAGCCAUGCUGGGGUUCCGCUUGGAUGCCGUCAAGUCCAACGCAGCUGCAUACCUGCAGCACUUGUGCUACCGCAACGACAAGGUGAAAACAGAUGUUCGGAAGCUCAAGGGCAUCCCAGUCCUGGUGGGACUGUUAGACCACCCCAAGAAGGAAGUGCACCUUGGAGCCUGUGGGGCCCUCAAGAAUAUCUCUUUUGGGCGUGACCAGGAUAACAAGAUCGCCAUAAAAAACUGUGAUGGUGUUCCUGCCCUUGUGCGAUUGCUCCGAAAGGCUCGUGAUGUGGAUCUCACUGAAGUAAUUACUGGAACCUUGUGGAAUCUGUCGUCCCAUGACUCAAUCAAAAUGGAGAUUGUGGACCAUGCCCUACAUGCCUUGACCGAUGAAGUGAUCAUUCCACAUUCUGGCUGGGAGCGGGAACCCAGUGAAGAUUGUAAGCCACGCCAUAUUGAGUGGGAGUCGGUACUCACCAACACAGCUGGCUGCCUUAGGAAUGUCAGUUCAGAAAGAAGUGAGGCUCGCCGGAAACUUCGGGAAUGUGAUGGCUUAGUGGAUGCCCUCAUUUUCAUUGUUCAGGCUGAGAUUGGGCAGAAGGAUUCAGACAGCAAGCUUGUGGAGAACUGUGUUUGCCUCCUUCGGAACUUGUCGUAUCAAGUUCACCGGGAGAUCCCCCAGGCAGAGCGUUACCAGGAGGCACCUCCCAGUGUUGCCAACAGUACCGGACCACAUGCUGCCAGUUGCUUUGGAGCCAAGAAGGGCAAAGAUGAGUGGUUCUCCAGAGGGAAAAAACCUGCCGAGGAUCCCGCAAAUGAUACAGUGGAUUUCCCUAAAAGAACUAGUCCUGCUCGAGGCUAUGAGCUUUUAUUUCAGCCAGAGGUGGUUCGGAUAUACAUCUCACUUCUGAAGGAGAGCAAGACUUCUGCCAUCCUAGAGGCCUCAGCUGGAGCUAUUCAGAACUUGUGUGCUGGGCGCUGGACGUAUGGUCGAUAUAUCCGCUCUGCGCUGCGUCAAGAGAAGGCUCUUUCUGCCAUUGCUGACCUCCUGACCAAUGAACAUGAGCGGGUAGUGAAAGCUGCAUCUGGAGCACUGAGAAAUCUGGCCGUGGAUGCUCGCAACAAGGAAUUAAUUGGUAAACAUGCUAUUCCUAACUUGGUAAAGAAUCUGCCAGGAGGACAACAGAGCUCUUCCCAGAAUUUCUCUGAGGACACUGUCGUCUCUAUUUUGAACACCAUCAAUGAGGUUAUUGCUGAGAACUUGGAGGCUGCCAAGAGGCUUCGAGAGACACAGGGUAUUGAGAAGCUGGUGUUGAUCAACAAAUCAGGGAAUCGCUCAGAAAAAGAAGUUCGAGCAGCAGCACUUGUAUUACAGACAAUCUGGGGAUAUAAGGAGCUGCGGAAGCCCCUGGAAAAAGAAGGAUGGAAGAAAUCAGACUUUCAGGUGAAUCUAAACAAUGCUUCUCGAAGCCAGAGCAGUCAUUCAUACGAUGACAGCACCCUCCCUCUCAUUGAUCGGAACCAGAAAUCAGAUAAGAAACCUGAUCGGGAAGAAAUUCAGAUGAGCAAUAUGGGAUCAAACACAAAAUCAUUAGAUAACAACUAUUCCACACUGAAUGAGAGAGGGGACCACAGUAGAACACUGGAUCGAUCUGGGGAUCUAGGCGAUAUGGAGCCACUGAAGGGAACACCCCUGAUGCAGGACGUGGGGCAGGAAUCUCUGGAGGAAGAGUUGGAUGUGUUGGUUUUGGAUGAUGAGGGGCACCAAAGGUCUUUAUCCCCCAUGCAGAAGAUUUAGCACCACUGUCUCGGCUACAUCUGGGCUUAUAAUAUAUGUACUUUUAUUUUUGGUGGUGAAAUGGACUGAUGAUUUUUCCCAUUCUUCGCUGGACUAUUGUGCCAACUGCCAGGCUGCCUCCUCACCUUAGAGCUCUAAGUGGCUGCCUUCUGUUCAUCAACUCCUAACUUCUUCCAGUGAAGCUUAAUUGUCCCUCCUCCCCACUCCAGAUCCCUUCCAACUGCUCCCAAGAAGCCUGACUCAGUUAUAUGCAUAUCUUGAGAAACUGCUGCAAAUUAGCUUUUUGCCAGCUCUCCCUGGAACUCUUGGCCUUGUGUGAGGGAGGGAGAGAGGGACUUUCUACUGGAAGCUGUGGGAAGAAUUGGAACUUACAUACUGUGUAAGUGGUGUCCAGCAAUCUGAUAAACCGAUGAUUCUUAAUCAAGAUUUUUUUUUUCCUGGUGGGGGAAGGGACUUGUUAAUUUUUGGGGGAAUGGGAAGUGUGAGCUCUUCCCAUAUUCCUAAUGACUAUUUUUAAAGCAAAAAAGGUGGGCAUCAGUGGCACAUUCCACCCAGCCAGGACCCAUGAUUAAGUGAAGGUCUCCUAGAACUAAGAUUAAGAAACUUGGUGUCCUCAUCUCCAGGGCAGGGACCAUCAAAGACCAACAAACUCCAUCUCUUCGCCAGCCUCAUGCCAACCCUGGGCUGCUACGCUGCCCCUUCCUGAGACUGUCCCUGACCCUCCUCUCCCAUCCUGUGGUGAUGUCUGCUGGCUUGGCCUGGCCAUUUCCAAGAGGCUGUAGAAAGAGGAGAAAGUGUUAAAGAAGACUUUUUGGGUAAGAAGGAGCAGAAAGACAUCUGAGGAAGAGAAGAACCUCUAGGAGGAGCUAGUAGGGAUGUGCAUGAAUCAGUUAGUCUGAAACUGACAGGAAGCUUCAAAGCUGACCCCCCUGCCCUUAUUUCUCCUUUUCCUCCCCAUUACAGCCCUGUUUCCUCCCCUGCUUCCUCCCUGGAUGGGUUGGCUGAUUAAAGGACUUGAUGUACAUACUCCUGCCCCCUUUACCCUUAAAAGGUGGGGAUUGCCCCUGGCUUUGUCUCUUCUUUGUGCCUUUGGCCUGGGCUGCAUCUCCUCCUUCCCUGCCAUGUGCCUUUCUUUGCCUCUGUCUCAUUUCUCAUGAUUUUGCAAAUUAUAUUUUGUUGCUUUCUUACCCACUCUUGGCCCUAAAUAGCAGAAAGAAGAGAGGUAACCUAGAGAGCCUCAGAUUCCCCACUGGGAAUUGUUAUAGCCACUAAUUUCCGUCAUAGCAAGCUUUUGCUCAGUAGUAUAUGGUCAGGAUUUUGCGAAAAUCCUGUUCUGAUGAGCCUCAGUUUAUGGAGGAGUGGGUGCUAUGACACUUACUCUUUCAUUGCCCAGAAUUUACCAUCAUCUCUGAGGGGGAUAUAGGGAGGUUGUGUCCAUCUCCUCCAUGCCCCCACCCCCCAUCCCCAGUGCUCCCUCCUCUCAGUUUAGUAUAUAUUAGCAGGUUGGGCUACAGGGAUCAGCUGCUAUGCUGGUUGAUUUUUUUUCUUAACCCUUUUCCUUAUUUGCCAUUUACUGCUCCCCUUAAUCUAAAAGCUCUGUUUAAUGCAACUGGAAAUCUUUAUCCUUCUCCUGUCUUCUCCCUUCCCUUAUCUAUUGAGGCUAUGGGGUAGGAGAAAAGUGCACAACCCACCACCUCCCUUCCUCUAUGCAUUAAAAUCCCUUGUUUACCCUGUUUCCACUCCCCAUUUCUUUCCACUUUCUGGCAAAAAGGAGCCUUUCCUCUCUGUGACUCAAGAGCAUAUGGCACAGGGGAAAUUGCCCCCUUGUGAAUGGGGCACCACUCCUGGUUUCUCUUGUCCACUUCUGCUCUUUUCCUGGUGCUCUUUUUCUUGGUGGGCUGUGGGUAAUAGAACAGCCAUGGGCUUUGUGGGACCGUUAACUGUUUUUUUUUUUCUUUUUUGUUUAUAAAAACACUAAACAUUCAAUUCCAGAGAACCAAAAAUCCCACCUUCCCACCAAACACCACUACUAAGGGGCAUGUCUUAUGUUCCAUACCUUUUCUGUUUUUCUUUCUCUCUUGUUAAUGCUUUUAAAAACAAAUGAGUUUUUUAUAUAAAUAAAGUUUUUAAAGUGUGUAUGUGGGGGGUCUGUGUCAUUUCUUCACUUUAAACUCACUCUCUCCCUUCCUCUUUAUCUUGGUUAAACUCCUUAUAUAUCAGUGUCCUUUUUCUCCCCAGAGCAACCAGAAGGGGGUUGUUGUAUGGGGUGGAUUUGUUUGAUCUCAAUCCCAGCUCUAUCAAGCAACAUUGUUUUUAGUUAUAGAUGAAACAGUUUUCUUCUGAAGAUUCUAAAAGUUAAAUGUGGCUAAGUAGAGCACAGUGAGCUAAGUAGCUUAUUGCCAGCUUAGAGAUUGGAAACCCAAGUAUAAAUAAUGGCUUUCAUAGUCAGUGGCAUUUUGUGGCAACAUUUGACAAAACUAGUGUGAAAUAGAGCCCAUUGCAAUUCGUGGCUGCCUUGAAUGUAACAUAGGUAGAAGAUUAGAAGCUGCCAACUCUUAACUGCUCUCCUAAUAAGGAAAAUAGGGAAUUAAAAGGCUCAUGUAUAUAAGUACCAAACACUGGGCCACGAUGUGGCUUGUCAGACUGUCUGCAAUCCUUUGGUGAGAGGACAGGGACAGGCCUGGUAGUUUCCUUGUGUCCUAUCAGAUUAUAUAUGGGUAAGUAGCAGAUACUUCUUGGAUUACCUGGGAUUGUCUUUACUGCAGAGGCCAGGAUUAAGACUGAUGGAAAGAGAUUUGUUUCUGGGGCCCCUAUUUCCUGUUACUGUAAUAUUGAGAACUUAUGUAAAAUGCUAUCUGUAUGCCCAAUUUUUGGAUUAAAAAUAAUAUAGCUGCUUCU
Molecule: messenger RNA, 6240 nt
Organism: Manis pentadactyla (Chinese pangolin)
Lineage: Eukaryota; Metazoa; Chordata; Mammalia; Pholidota; Manidae
Gene: CTNND1
Product: catenin delta 1
Exons: 21
Coding region: 439-3342 (967 amino acids)
Biological process (GO): cell-cell adhesion; cell-cell junction assembly
Cellular component (GO): cytoplasm; nucleus; adherens junction
Molecular function (GO): cadherin binding
Source: RefSeq, a predicted model, not a curated record